Salmo salar (Atlantic salmon) is the source of this 1648-nucleotide messenger RNA. Its product is annotated as cysteine-rich with EGF-like domain protein 2. Gene Ontology annotation, molecular function: calcium ion binding. NCBI's taxonomy places the organism in Eukaryota, Metazoa, Chordata, Actinopteri, Salmoniformes, Salmonidae. The record is from RefSeq and is a predicted model, not a curated record.
CCACAAUCGUACCAAGAGCCUGUCCCGAAAAAAGUAGCUAUUUUUUUCUACCUGCAAGUACAUAUUAUUUUCGAAUGUUUUGCAUAGAUAACGCUAGCUGACUUCCAAUAAUUUUUUUAUAUGUGGCUAGACUCUGUGCUGCAUGUUUUUAGGGAUAGGAAGUUUUCUGGCAAGUAGCUAAGGUAUAACGUUAGCUAUGAUGUGAUACUUCGAGUCAUUCAACUGCUAUCCAACUACUGUAGCUAUCCAGAAUGCUAUCGCUCAGUCAAUUAUUGUGGCUAUUUUGUAGCCUAGCUUGUAUUUUAUCACAAUGCACCUAUGCAAAAGACUUAAAAAGCUCAUGUAAUACCUGCAAACAGAUAGCUGAUAACUUCAUUAAGGGAUUGGACCGAACAAAAAAGCAGAACUUUGGUGGAGGAAACACUGCUUGGGAGGAGAGGGCACUUUCCAAAUAUGAGACGAGUGAGAUCCGCCUAGUUGAGAUUCUGGAGAAUCUGUGUGACAGCAGCAGCUUUGACUGUAACCACAUGGUAGAGGAGCAUGAGGACCACUUUGAGACCUGGUGGUUCAAGAGGCAAAAUAAGCAUCCUGAUCUGUAUAAGUGGUUCUGCAUUGAUACCAUCAAUGUGUGCUGUUUGAAGGGAACAUUUGGCCCUGAUUGCAAUGCCUGUGUGGGGGGUUCUGAGAGGCCUUGCCAUGGCAACGGUGUGUGUGACGGUGAUGGAACACGAGGGGGUAAUGGCAGGUGCAACUGUGACCAUGGUUACAAUGGGGAGUUUUGUCUGGAUUGCAUCGACGGAUACUUCAAUGAAAUUAGGAACGACACGUUUUCACUAUGCACAGAGUGCCACUCCUCCUGCAAGACCUGCACUGGUCUAACCAAUGAGGACUGUGAGAAGUGCAAGACUGGCUGGGGGGAAGAUGACGAGGGGGCCUGUCUUGAUGUGAACGAGUGCUUGAACGACCCUCCUCUCUGCAAAGAGGAUCAGUACUGUCUGAACACAGAUGGCUCGUUCUCCUGUAAUGGCUGUGACAAGGUGUGUUCAGGCUGUACUGGGGCAGGGCCUGAUAAGUGCCAGAGCUGUGCUCCUGGAUACCAGGACACAGAGGGCACCUGCACAGAUGUGAACGAGUGUGAGCAGCCUGACGCUGUGUGUACUGCGGAGAACCAGGAGUGUGUGAACAACAAAGGAAGCUACAUCUGUAUCUGUGCCAGCAGUUACGAGGAACAGGAGGGAGUCUGUGUCAAAAUACCCGAGCCAGGUGCAGUUGUAUCAGAUGACUCUUGGUUCUCUUGGUUGACACUGUAUUUGACAUCAGUGCAUGAUCAAGCAAAGGAGAAUGAGGAGGCGGCUGAAACGGUGAAACAUCCAGAAGAGCACGUGGACCUUUGACUUUAGGAAAUGAACCAAUCGGAGCAAACCAGGAAGAGCAUUUGGAGUAAAUGUAUUAGGUGGGUGUGACCUGUGAUACUACACCCCUACAGCUCACAGCAUCAAAAUAUCUUGAGGCCACUACUUUUAAAUAACUACAUGGCAGUUAUUGAACACUUGACAUGCAUACUGCACUCUUUAGACUUUUAUACCUGUGGAUUAUGGAUGGACAGCCAACAGAAUGGCUGAGAAAAUAAAGAUUCAAUCCCCAAGUA